UUGUCAUGUUGGGUUUUGUUUGAUUAUUUUUUUCUUUUUGGUGACUGAGAAGAAAAAGAUAAGAGACAGAGAAUUUGGUGAGAAAAUAAUUGUUCUUCUGGGAGUGGUGUAGGAGAUGCCCCUCCUAUUGCAGGGUGAGACAAAUAGAGGUGUGCAGCAGCUUCACGUGUAAAACCAGCAAUAAAAUCAGCCUGAAAAUUUUGUCCCUCACAGCUAUUAAAUGCAAGAAAAGGAAUCUAUCUGCCAGCUGCCUGCUGCCCAAGGAUGCUUUCCUGGUGGAUCAGCAGCCCUGUCAGGAGGCAAAAGGCUGUCCUGAAGUCUGGCAAACGGCAGCAGCCCACCGUGGUGCGUGUUGGGCUUGUCACACAAGAGCAGAGCCUGAGCAGCUGAGUGUGCCUCUGCACCAGACCAACCCCAUCCAGCUGUGAGCAGCCAGAGAGGAGAUCCCAGGCUGGUGAGUGCAGGAGAGGACACGACUCUCUUGUCAUGGCCAGGUUGCAUUACCUGCACAAAGAACCAGUGAACUGGCAUCAGCUGGAAGAUACAGCAGGAGAGGAUUAAAGAUGAGAAUUCUGUGUUCUUUAGGCUGUCACACUGGAGGAAUCAUGGUGGUCUCGAGCUGAACAAUCAAGUGAUCAAAAAGUGAGAGAGUGGCAAGGAACUGUGAGGUACCUAUUUGGUAGCACAGCAAGUUGAACAAUUUGCACGGGCAUUUUUUUCCACCACCCUUUUGGAACUUGCUUCAUCCAGAUGACACUGCUUCAAAGCCUUAGGCAACUCUCAGACUCAGAGAAGAAAUCAGUCCUAUUGGAGAUACAUAGAUGAACUGGGAGGCCAAAAUGAUAAAAUUGCAGAUGUUGCUGUGUUUGUUUGGCAUCAAAAGUCACUCUGUCCCAUCCUCUCAUGGCUGGCAUCACCUUCAGGACUGAAUGCCUCUCACUCUUUGCAUGGCAACUGUGUCUGUGACAGAGUAGGAGAGCUCCAAAGGAUGAACUCCCUGGUCAGCACCUCACACCUCCAGCUUGCUGCCUUUGUUCUGGGCGCAGUAGGCUGGAUCCUGUGCACCAUUUCAAUGGGAAGUGUGGAAUGGAGAGUGUGGUACGUGAACAACACCACUAUCAUCUCCUCUGGCAUUGCCUGGGUGGGGAUUUGGAAAGUCUGCUUCAUCAGUUACCUUCAUGUCUCACCUGGCUAUAGAGAACAGUUUUGCCAUAAAUUCAGUGGUUAUGACUCCUUCAUCCCCCAUGAAAUUUAUGCUGCUCAGGGUCUCCUGUUGAUUGCCAUGUUCACAGGCUUGCUGGGACUGGCUGUUACAAUAUUUGCUCUGAGAAAUGUGUAUAUGGGAAUCACUCACAAAACUCUCAUUGCCCCGUUCUUCCUGGUGGGUGGCUUCUUCUACAUAUUUGCUGGUCUGUGUGUCCUGAUUCCCGUGAGCUGGAAUUUCUAUUCUAUAACUCACAAUCAGAGCAUAGCUUUUCCUCCUUCUUACUACAUGCCCUCCAGUCCAGCAGCACAGGAAGCUGGUGCUGCCAUUCCUGUUGGGAUUGUGGCUGUCAUCCUCCUGCUGCUAAGUGGGACAUUUUCUCUCUCAUACAGAUUUCCCAUGACCUCAAACACCAUCAUGAAAUCCUGGCAGGAGAAAUCCCCCUAUGCUAUUUCAGAACAAGAACAUAGUCAAGAGAUAAGGACAGCAGCAUAAGUGGUUGUAAAGUUAAGGAACUGCAGAAUUUAAUUUUAUUCUGUGGUAGCCACGCUAUUUUCUUACAUGAACCAGUUGAGUCACCAUCUUAGUACUCACCUAUUACCAGAGGUUGGUUUGUCUUUGAGAUAACUGCUGUUGAGCAGCAAAUGUGAUUAAAUUUUGCCAGUUGUCCUCUUUUGUAUAUACAAACACUAUUGAUUUUUUUUUUUUGGUGUAAAAUAUUUACCAUGCUCAAAGAGCUGACUUUGA
Messenger RNA from Catharus ustulatus (Swainson's thrush), 1951 nucleotides. It is a transcript of the gene CLDN34, whose product is annotated as claudin 34. Gene Ontology annotation, molecular function: structural molecule activity. The transcript is spliced from 5 exons. Gene Ontology annotation, biological process: bicellular tight junction assembly; cell adhesion. Gene Ontology annotation, cellular component: plasma membrane; bicellular tight junction. The coding region runs from base 989 to 1699 and encodes 236 amino acids. NCBI's taxonomy places the organism in Eukaryota, Metazoa, Chordata, Aves, Passeriformes, Turdidae. The record is from RefSeq and is a predicted model, not a curated record.